AGGCGGCGCCGGCAAGGAAAAGAAGUUAGAGAUGACUCCAAAUAUACUGGACGAAAGAGACCCGGGAGAUUCUAAUUCUCUCGUAUAAUAGAAAUUCAAGUACAGAUGUGUGAACGUGCUAUAGAACUUCUUGUGCUACCUGAAGAUCAGAGCUGCUUGCUUUUGGAUAUCGGUUGUGGGUCAGGGCUCAGUGGCAGUGUAUUGGAAGAUCAGGGACACAUAUGGAUAGGUGUGGACAUCUCUUCAGCUAUGCUUGACGUAGCUGUUGAAAGAGAAUUAGAUGGUGACUUAAUUUUGGGAGAUAUAGGUCAAGGAUUGCCAUUUAAAGCUGGUACGUUUGAUGGGGCUGUCAGUAUUUCUGCGCUUCAGUGGUUGUGCUAUGCAAGCAAAACUUCGCACAAUCCUACAAAACGUUUAUAUCGUUUCUUCUCAACGUUGUAUGCAUGCCUGUCAAGAAGCGCAAGAGCAGUGUUACAAUUCUAUCCAGAGAACGGUGAACAGGUUGAAUUAAUCACAGCACAAGCCACAAAAGCUGGCUUUUAUGGCGGUGUGGUUGUCGAUUUUUCGAAUAGCGCAAAAGAAAAGAAAAUGUUCUUAGUUUUAAUGACCGGAGGAGCUGCUCCGCUUCCAAAAGCACUAGGCGUAGAGAACGAAGAUAGACAAACCGUCGCUAAUUCAAGAAGGUUUGAACCUCUCGUUGUCCGUUAUUUUAUUAUUUUGUAUUUGCAAUUAUUUUAAAUAUUUCUCUAACUAUAAUGU
Molecule: messenger RNA, 759 nt
Organism: Temnothorax curvispinosus
Lineage: Eukaryota; Metazoa; Arthropoda; Insecta; Hymenoptera; Formicidae
Product: probable 18S rRNA (guanine-N(7))-methyltransferase
Exons: 3
Coding region: 106-738 (210 amino acids)
Biological process (GO): rRNA (guanine-N7)-methylation
Cellular component (GO): nucleolus
Molecular function (GO): rRNA (guanine) methyltransferase activity
Source: RefSeq, a predicted model, not a curated record